Molecule: messenger RNA, 15758 nt
Organism: Mercurialis annua (annual mercury)
Lineage: Eukaryota; Viridiplantae; Streptophyta; Magnoliopsida; Malpighiales; Euphorbiaceae
Product: auxin transport protein BIG
Exons: 14
Coding region: 194-15523 (5109 amino acids)
Biological process (GO): auxin polar transport
Cellular component (GO): plasmodesma; cytosol
Molecular function (GO): zinc ion binding
Source: RefSeq, a predicted model, not a curated record
UGAAAAAAUUCUAACCCACCGCCUUACUCAAUUUCCCCCCUCCUCUCCCUUCUAUUCCUUUUCUUUCUAUUAAACCCCAUUCCGAAUUCUUUUCUCUUCUUCUUUAUUUCUUUCACACAAAAACCUCUCUGAAAUCCAAUUGAUUCAACUUUUAUCUCUAAUGAAGCAAUUCUAACUGCCAUAUCCAUCAAAAAUGGCAGCAGAAGAACACUUAAUCAAACUCUACCAAUCCAUCUUCGAACAGAAAUCACCUUCCUCUGAUCUCUUUCUCGCACUCCUCCAUUCCGAUACUUCCAUCGAACACGGCCUCCGUCUCUUCUACCUCAUCCUUAAACGCGGCGUUUCACCAAUUGAACACGAUCAUAAUCAGGACGAUGAUGAUCAAAACAAGAAUGUUAAGUUAGGAUUCCAAUUAUGGAGCGAUUCUCAGAUUCAGUCGCUGUUUUCCUUAGGUCUUGCUGUUGUUUCCGCUUCUAGAUCUCUCUCAGUGGACCAAACAGAGCCGGUAGUUAUUGCGGUGGUGGAGCAGUUGUUAGAGUUUGCAGUUUGUUAUUUUGAGAAAUCAGACUUUAGCUCUACUGAUGAUUUCACUACAGCUAUGCAGGGUAAUGUGGUAAAUCUUUUGGAGCUGGCUCUGAUCGAUGGAAAUGAUAAAUUAUUAGAUUCAUCCCAGCCUUGCUCCAUAAAUUGUCUUCUGGAACUCUUUGCGGGGUGUUCUGAUGAUUCUUGUAGCAUUGAGUUGGAGAGCCACAUAAACUGUAGGCUGCAAGGUACCAGUUGCUCAAAAGGAGAGAGAGCAGUGGAUCAGCUACUGAUGACACUGGCAUCUGGAAGCAUACAGCCUGAAUGGCAAGCUCCUGGAUUCCAUGUAGCCAACCAAGAUUUAAACAAUUUGAUUUUUCUAUCUCAGCACUGGGCUGUUGUCCAUGUUGACUGUGUUUCCCGUCUAAUAUUGUGCUGCAAACAACUAAUUGACUUGCCAUAUGUGCACGACGAGAAGAUGCCAGUUUCAGAUUUUUGCAGGAGAUUAUCAAUUGGGUUGAGGAUUUUGAAAUUGCUCAGGAUUCUUAUGAAGGACUUCCCAUAUGCUGGAUAUUCCUUGCUGUUACAAGAAGUUGGUUCAUAUGUGGAUGUGUUGCCUUGCUUGUUCAGGAUUGACUUCGAAUUUGCAAAUAGCAAUGCUGCUGUUGAGGGUAGUUUGGAGGGUCUCAUAUUGUUGCUCUUGGAAGAGUUCCUUCUUUUUGCGCAAGUUGUUUACUGCAAUAGUAAUGCAUUUCAGAAUGUCCAAGCGUGCAUAGUUGCUUCUAUAUUGGAUAACUUGGAUUCUUCUAUAUGGAGAUACAAUAGGGUGUCCGAUAACCAAAAGCCUCCUCUAAUAUACCUCCCUCGCUCUGUCCUUUUCAUCUUGAAACUUCUUCACGAUCUAAAACGACAAACAUUUCGGACUCUUGAUUUGAAGGGCUUUGAUACAGAUCCUACUGUUAGCUCUGCCGACUUGCAAAAAUAUUACCCAUCAUGCCAUGUACACUCUGAGGAGAUUCCUUUGCUUAAAAGGUUUAAACAUGAGGAUUUGUUUAAAAUUAUAUUUUCUCCUUCAACCCAUUGGAUGGACAAUCUGAUGAAUCUUCUGUUUUUUCUUCACUGUGAAGGAGUUAAAACAAGGCCUAAAAUAGACAGGUCCCUUUCUAAUUGUUUGAAAGCUAACCCUUUAGAAGUGGAAAAUGCAGUUUGCCAUGAGGAGGAAGCGUUGUUUGGUAACCUUUUCUUUGAAGGUAGUCGCUCAGUGGGAUCUAAUGAUGGAUAUGACCAACCACCAGUUACUACCAACUGUUCCAGCAAUUGCAAUUUACCCAUGCAAGCUGCGACUGAAUUGUUGAGUUUUCUGAAAGAGAAUGUCUUCUCGCAUGAAUGGUCUCCUCCUCUUUUUGAAGAUGCCUGCAAAAAUCUGAGAGAGAACCAUGUUGACACAUUGCUUUCUGUACUUAAUUCUCAGGGUUGUGGUUCAGAAGAUAAGUCUUUUGAUAGAUCAUCUACUUCACAUGAAGAGAGGAAGACUGGGCACAUUAGUGAAGUUUGCUUUGAGCUAUUGCUAAACCUUCUUACUACCCGUGCUUUGCCUGACACUCUUGAAGAGUACCUUGUUGAGCAAAUUUUGAACGUUGAAAAUGGUAGUUUUGUUUACAAUGAUCAGACCCUUACCUUGCUAUCUCACACUCUCUUUUCUCAGAUGGGCUUGGCUGGCAGUCAGUUGAGAACCAAAUUAUAUAAAGGAUUUGGGGGUUUCAUUGUUGAUAAGACUAAAGCUAUCUGUUUAAAUUGUCCUAGUAUCAAGAAUCUUCUUGGGACUCUCCCAUCUCUAUUCCAUGUUGAGAUUCUACUGAUGGCAUUUCACUUAUCAUCUGAAGGGGAGAAGGGAACACUUGCAAACCUCAUAUUCUCUUCCCUCCAAGCAGUCGAUCCUCCAUCUUCUGCUUGUUCUAACACACAGUUGUCAUGUUGGGCUCUUCUUGUCUCAAGGUUGAUGGUAGUACUUCGACAUAUGAUGUUUAAUCCUCAUAAUUGUCCUUCGUCAUUGCUGCUAGAUGUGAGGUCAAAAUUGAGGGAAGCUCCAGUUUGUGGUUCACUUCUGCCUCAUAAUCUAAAUGAUCAGAUGUCGUCUUGGGCAUUUAAUGCAACAAAAACUAUAUUGGGUGGAUGGCUUGAAGCAGAGCCUACCAUCAGUGCUUUGAUCAAUCAAUUAUAUGACAUUUCAGCUCUUCCCCCUUCACUUUAUAGGGAUGACUUGGCAAUUGAAUCCUUACACCUGAGCUCAAAUGAUUUAUGUUCAACCUUCUCACAGAUUCUUGGUUUCUGGAAAGGUAAAAGGGCUUCAGCAAUAGAAGACCUUAUAAUUGAAAGAUACGUGUUCUCGCUGUGCUUUGAUAUUCCUAUCUUGAGGUCUAUUCCAGAUCAGCAGGUAUCAGUCUGGAGUGAGACACAGUCAAUGGACAUAACUGAUGUGGUAAAUUUCUUUUAUUUUAGCCACUCUUUUGUAGCCCACUCUGAUGAUUUUGGCUCAGGUAUAAAAUUUCCAAAUGUUGCUAUGGAGGUGCUGCAGCAACUGUGUAAGCUGGACAUGCCAGAAGAUAUUAAAGAAUUAGGUUGGGAUUUCUUGAGGAAUGGGUUUUGGUUGUCAAUUGUACUGUCCUUAUAUAAUGUUGGUAUCUGCCGAUACUGCGUCAAAUAUAAUGUCCCUGGAGUGAGUCCGUCCUGGACUGAAAAUACAGCUAGAGACGGUCAUUACAUCACUGUUGCUGAUGGCUUGAUUUCUAGCUUAAUCGAGUCUGGUGAAGUUCUAUUGCUGCUGAGGUUGUUAUCAUCUUUGUUGGAAAAAUACUUACAGGCGUAUCAAAAGGCUUUUCUUGCUACUGUUGCUGAUGGGCGGUGUACUAAUAAUGGGUUUGCAUCUCUUUUACUUCUCAAACACUCCAGUUUUGAUAAGUGUCUUCAAGAUGAGCUCCUUAAGAAGAGUGGCACUAGUUCUUACCACAUGGAUUCCUUUUCUGAUAUAUUAUCAAACUGGGAUGCUGUUGUUUCCAAAAGAGCUCCCAGUGUACGAUGCAAAGUGUUUUGGGAAUGUAUGUUGCAUGGUUUUCCAUCUCAUAUUCAAACUUCGAGUGCGAUCCUUCUAUCUUCUAUUAUUGGCAUAAGAGGGAUAGUUUUUGUUCUGGAUGGGUUGUUCAGACUAGAAGAUAUGAGACAAAAUAUGUUCCAGGACAGGAAGGUACUUUGCCAGAUUCUGAAUUCAGUUAUGAUUGUCAGAUUUGAUAGAAUCUUUGAAAGUGUUCAAGGAAAAUGCGAAGCUAUUGUUAGAAAUCUGAGUGCUGGCUUUGAACUGUCAGAUUAUAGUGAUCUGUUUCUGCUGAAACACAUGGAAGGGUUUUUAAAAGAUAUCAGUGGUAGUGAAGAGUGUGAUACCACUUCCCUUGAAUGGGUAAUCUCCAAGACAAUUGAUAUUGCAGAUAGCCUCAGGAAAGAUUCAUUGAAAUCUGCAAUGUUCAGAUUUUAUCUUGGCGCAGAAGAUGUGCCUGAGACGGUCAAGGUGUCCUAUGGGUUGCAACGUGGUGAUUUGUUGAUUCUAAUCGACUCUCUGGAUAAAUGUUCCUCUGAAUCUGUAAACGCAAAGGUGCUUAAUUUCUUUGUUGAUCUCUUAUUAGCAGAGUUUUGUCCACAUCUAAGACAGAAGAUUCAGGAAAAAUUCUUUGAGAUGGAUGUGCUUUCUCUCUCCAAGUGGUUGGAGAAACGGCUGUUAGGUUCUAUAGUGGAAGCUUCUGGUGGGGCCAGCUCUGCAAAGGAGAGUUCGAUGUCUCUAAGAGAGACAACAAUGAGUUUUAUUUCAAGUCUUGUACCCUUACCUUCUAUGCCACAUCUAACAGAGCUGAGCCAUCAUUUGUUUGAAGCUGUUCUGGCUUCACUUGACACUGCAUUUUUGCUAUUUGAUGUCCAUGUUGCUAAAUUGUACUUUCAUUUUGUUGUUCAACUUUCUAGAGGAGAAUACUUAAUGAAAUUGCUUCUGAAGAGAACUGUAAUCGUGAUGGAGAAGCUGGCUGGGGAUGAACGUCUGCUUCCGGGGCUUAAAUUUCUCUUUGGUUUUCUUGGAAAUAUAUCAAGUGAUUGUGGGUCCUGUAAGAUCCCUGAGAAGUUGUCUGGUAAGUAUUUAUCCGGUGGUAGUCUUUGCAGUGGAGCUGUUUCAUUAAAGCCAAUAGGAUCAAGGAAGAACUCAGACUCUAUGGUUCUUUCUGCAAAUCAAGAAGGGGGACCAUCGGCCUUCGAAUGUGAUGCAACUUCUAUGGAUGAAGAUGAGGAUGAUGGAACAUCAGACGGUGAGGUAGCUAGCAUUGAUAAAGAUGAGGAGGAAGAUACUGACAGCGAAAGGGCCCUUGCUUCAAAAGUUUGCACAUUUACAUCAAGUGGCAGCAAUUUUAUGGAACAGCACUGGUACUUUUGUUAUACUUGCGAUCUGACUGUAUCAAAGGGCUGUUGCUCUGUGUGUGCUAAAGUUUGUCAUCGUGGGCAUCGAGUAGUUUAUUCUCGUUCAAGUCGAUUUUUUUGUGACUGUGGAGCUGGUGGUGUUAGGGGUAGCAAUUGCCAAUGCUUAAAACCCCGAAAAUUUAGUGGUGACAAUGCGCCCAUCCGGACUGCUAGUAAUUUUCAGUCCUUCUUACCCUUCACAGAGGAUGCUGAUCAGUUGGCAGAGAGUGAUUCUGAGCUGGAUGAGGAUAUGCCCUCAGAUACGGAGAACUCGCUUAAGUUGUCCAUUCCAAGAGAGCUUCAGGAUGGUAUCACAGCAUUGCUGGGAGAACUUGAUGUUGAGGGUCGCGUGCUUCAACUUUGCUCUUCAUUAUUGCCAUAUAUAACAAGCAAAAGAGAAUCUAAUAUUUCCAAAGAUAAGAAAAUAUUUCUGGGCGAAGAUAAAUUGCUAUCAUAUGGUGUUGAGAUGUUGCAAUUGAAAAAGGCAUAUAAAGGCGGGUCUUUGGAUCUGAAAAUAAAGGCUGAUUAUCCAAAUGCCAAGGAGCUUAGAAUACAUUUAGCUAGUGGUUCUCUUGUCAAAUCCUUGCUCAGUGUCAGCAAUCGGGGUCGACUUGCUGUUGGAGAAGGUGACAAAGUUGCUAUAUUUGACGUUGGACAAUUAAUCGGACAAGCCACCAUAGCACCAGUAACAGCAGACAAAACCAAUGUUAAGCCCCUCUCGAGAAAUGUUGUUCGCUUUGAAGUCGUACAUCUUGCUUUCAAUUCAGUAGUGGAAAAUUAUCUUGCUGUAGCAGGGUAUGAAGAUUGCCAAGUUCUAACUGUCAAUCCUCGAGGUGAAGUGACUGAUCGUCUUGCCAUUGAACUUGCUCUACAAGGUGCAUAUAUUCGACGGAUUGAUUGGGUUCCAGGUUCUCAGGUUAAGCUAAUGGUGGUCACCAACAGGUUUAUCAAGAUAUAUGAGCUAUCCCAGGACAAUAUCAGUCCCUUGCACUACUUCACUUUGCCUGAUGACAUGAUUGUUGAUGCAACACUUCUCGUGGCUUCUCAGGGGAGAAUGUUUCUUAUUGUUCUUUCUGAACAUGGGAGCUUGUUCAGGUUAGAAUUGUCUGUGCAGGGUAAUGUCGGGGCCACCCCAUUGAAGGAAAUUAUUCGGAUUCAGGACAAAGAAAUGAAUGCAAAGGGGUUAUCUUUGUAUUUCUCUGCCACUUACAAAUUGUUUUUCAUUUCCUAUCAAGAUGGGACCACUUUGAUGGGUCGAUUGAGCUCUGAUGCAACGUCUUUAACUGAGCUAUCUUUCGUAUAUGAAGAGGAACAAGAUGGCAAGACCCGCUCAGCUGGUCUGCAUCGAUGGCGAGAGUUGCUGAUAGGAAGUGGGUUAUUUGUUUGCUUCUCUAGUGUGAAAUCAAAUACUGCACUUGCUGUCUCCAUGGGGCCACAUGAAUUGCAUGCACAGAGCAUGCGGCAUUCGGUGAGCUCAACCUCACAUUUAGUUGGGUUGACUGCUUACAAGCCUCUGUCAAAAGACAAGGUCCACUGUCUUGUGUUACAUGAUGAUGGAAGCCUUCAGAUAUACUCGCAUAUCCCAGCAGGAUCUGAUGCUAGUGCGAGUUUGACUGCUGAUAAAGUAAAAAAGUUGGGCUCUGGCAUCCUCAACAGUAAAGCUUAUGCCGGGAUAAAACCAGAUUUCCCACUUGACUUUUUUGAGAAAACAGUCUGCAUUACUGCAGAUGUAAAACUGGGUGGCGAUGCCAUCAGAAAUGGUGAUUCUGAAGCUGCAAAGCAGAGCUUGGCAUCGGAAGAUGGUUUUUUAGAAAGUUCCAGUCCUGCAGGCUUUAAGAUAUCGGUCUCCAAUUCAAAUCCGGACAUUGUCAUGGUGGGCUUCCGUUUGCAUGUGGGCAAUACUUCAGCAAAUCACAUACCUUCUGAAAUUACCAUCUUCCAGAGGGUUAUUAAGUUUGAUGAAGGCAUGCGAUCUUGGUAUGAUGUUCCAUUUACUGUUGCUGAAUCGCUUCUUGCUGAUGAAGAAUUUUUAAUUUCUGUUGGGCCAACCUUCAACAACAGUGCUCUUCCCAGAAUUGAUUCUCUUGAAGUAUAUGGUCGAGCUAAAGAUGAAUUUGGUUGGAAAGAGAAAAUGGAUGAUAUUGAAGCUCGUGUGCUUGGUAAUUCAUUGCUUGGAGGAUCUGGGAAAAAAUGCCGGACUUCACAGUCCUCAACCAUUCAGGAGCAGGUGGUAGCUGAUGGUCUCAGACUGCUGUCCAAGUUAUAUUUGUUGACCAAAUCCGAAGAAGAUGCAAAAAUUGAUCCAAGUGAACUCAAGUGUAAGCUACUUUUGGAAACAAUUUUUGAAAGUGACAGAGAACCCUUGUUACAGGCUGCUGCUUGUCGUGUUUUGCAAUCUGUUUCUCCCAAAAAAGAGAUAUAUUACCAGGUUAAAGACGUUAUGCGCCUUCAUGGGGUGGUGAAAUCAACCUCUAUGCUAUCUUCAAGGCUAGGAGUUGGUGGAACUACUGGAGGGUGGAUAGUUGAAGAAUUUACUGCUCAGAUGCGUGCUGUAUCUAAGAUUGCUUUGCACCGCCGUUCUAAUUUAGCCUUUUUCUUGGAGAUGAAUGGCUCUGAAGUGGUGGAUGGACUCAUGCAAGUUCUAUGGGGAAUUUUGGAGUUUGAGCAACCUGACACCCAAACUAUGAACAACAUUGUUAUGGCCUCUGUGGAGCUUAUAUAUUGUUAUGCUGAAUGUCUGGCUUUACAUGGAAAGGACUCAGUAGGACAUUCUGUUGCGCCUGCAGUUGUAUUAUUAAAGAAACUUCUAUUCUCUCCCAAUGAGGCUGUUCAAACUUCCAGCAGCCUUGCUAUGGCAUCAAGAUUGCUUCAGGUUCCAUUUCCAAAGCAAACAAUGUUAGCAACAGAUGAUGCUGUAGAUAAUGCUGUCUCUGCCUCUGGAACUGCCGAGUCAGCUGGUGGAAAUACACAAGUCGUGAUUGAAGAAGAUUCUAUAACCUCUUCUGUUCAGUAUUGUUGUGAUGGCUGCUCUACUGUUCCUAUACUAAGGCGAAGAUGGCACUGUACUAUUUGUCCUGAUUUUGAUUUGUGCGAGGCUUGUUAUCAGGUACUAGAUGCAGAUCGGCUUCCUCCACCCCAUUCUAGAGAUCAUCCAAUGACAGCUAUUCCCAUUGAAGUGGAACCCUUAGGAGGAGAUGGGAAUGAAAUUCACUUCACCACCGAUGAUGCUAAUGAUUCGAAUUUGACAACAGAUAUUAGCAUGCAGAACUCUGCUCCUUCAAUUCAUGUCUUGGAACCCAACGAAUCAGGAGAGUUUUCUGCCUCAGUGACUGAUACAGUCUCUAUUUCUGCCUCAAAAAGAGCUGUGAAUUCCUUGCUCUUAUCUGAACUUUUUGAGCAGUUGAAAGGAUGGAUGCAGACAACCUCUGGCGUACGUGCUGUCCCUAUCAUGCAACUGUUUUAUAGACUAUCAUCUACUGUUGGUGGACCUUUUAUAGACAGCUCCAAACCUGAGGCUUUGGAUUUAGAGAAACUGAUUAGAUGGUUUUUGGAUGAAAUUGAUCUCAACAAACUUUUUGUAGCCAAGACUCGUACUUCGUUUGGAGAAGUUGCAAUUCUUGUGUUUAUGUUCUUUACUUUGAUGCUCCGGAACUGGCAUCAGCCUGGUGGUGAUGGUUCUAUGCCAAAAUCAGGUGGAAAUACAGACUCACAUGAUAAGAACAUUAUCCCGGUCCCUGCAGUAUCUUCUCAUUCUUCCAUGGAUGGUCAAGAAAAGAACGACUUUACAUUUCAGCUUAUACGAGCCUGCAAUACUCUCAGGAGCCAGUCAUUUGUUAAUUAUUUGAUGGAUAUACUGCAGCAGCUAGUCAAUGUUUUUAAGUCGCCUACCACUAGUUAUGAAACUGCACAUGGUCUGAAUGCUGGUUCUGGAUGUGGGGCUUUAUUAACAGUUAGGAGAGAUUUACCAGCAGGGAAUUUUACUCCGUUCUUUUCCGAUUCAUAUGCAAAAGCCCAUCGAACUGAUAUAUUUAUGGAUUACCAUAGGCUUCUGUUGGAGAAUGCUUUUCGAUUGGUUUACACUUUGGUUAGACCAGAAAAGCAAGAGAAGACUGGAGAAAAAGAGAAGGUGUACAAAUCAUCAACUGGUAAGGAUUUGAAACUUGAUGGAUACCAGGAUGUCCUCUGCAGUUACAUGAAUAAUCCUCAUACGACAUUUGUGAGAAGAUAUGCGAGGAGGCUGUUUCUGCAUCUCUGUGGAAGUAAAACUCAUUAUUAUAGUGUUCGAGAUUCAUGGCAGUUCUCUACUGAAAUGAAGAAGCUUUUCAAGCACAUAAAUAAAUCUGGUGGUCUUCAAAAUCCUGUUCCAUAUGAGAGAAGUGGGAAGAUAGUGAAGUCCUUGUCUACAAUGGCUGAGGUUGCCACUGCAAGGCCUCGAAAUUGGCAGAAAUACUGUUUGAGGCAUGGAGAUGUAUUGCCCUUCUUGAUGAAUGCAGUGUUCUAUUUCAGUGAAGAGUCUGUUGUUCAGAUUCUCAAACUUCUGAAUUUGGCCUUUUAUUCAGGAAAGGAUAUGACUCACUCAUUGCAGAAAGUUGAAGCUGGGGACUCUGGAACAAGUGCAAAUAAAUCAGGGGGCCAGUCUCUGGAUUCAAAGAAAAAGAAGAAAGGCGAAGAGGGAACUGACUCUGGACUGGAGAAAUCGUGUUUGGAUAUGGAGGCAGUCGUAGAUAUCUUUGCUGACAAGGGUGGUGAUGUUUUGAGGCAAUUUAUUGAUUGCUUUUUGCUGGAAUGGAAUUCAAGCUCUGUACGCAUGGAGGCUAAGUGUGUUCUUUAUGGUGCAUGGCAUCAUGGGAAGCAUUCAUUCAAGGAAACAAUGUUAAUGGCUCUGUUGCAGAAAAUGAAAGAUCUACCACUGUACGGUCCGAACAUUGUCGAGUUCACUGAUUUGGUUACUUGGUUACUGGGAAAAGUCCAUGAUAAUAGUUCAAAGUUGCAGAGCACCGAACUUGCCGAGCGUUGCUUGACUCCUCAUGUAAUUCGGUGCACUUUUGAGACACUACAUUCACAAAAUGAGCUUAUUGCUAACCAUCCAAACUCUCGCAUAUACAGUACUCUGAGCAGUCUUGUGGAAUUCGAUGGUUAUUAUCUUGAGAGUGAACCAUGCGUUGCCUGCAGCUCUCCUGAGGUACCAUAUAGUAAGAUGAAGCUAGAAAGCUUGAAGUCUGAGACUAAGUUUACAGACAACCGGAUUAUAGUGAAAUGUACUGGAAGUUACACGAUCCAAACUGUGAUUAUGAAUGUUCAUGAUGCACGUAAGUCCAAAUCUGUGAAAAUCUUGAACCUGUACUACAACAAUCGGCCUGUAGCUGACUUGUCGGAGUUGAAAAAUAAUUGGUCUUUGUGGAAGCGUGCAAAGAGUUGUCAUCUUACUUUCAACCAGACAGAGCUGAAAGUGGAGUUUCCCAUUCCAAUCACUGCUUGUAACUUCAUGAUUGAACUGGAUUCUUUUUAUGAAAAUCUUCAGGCAUUAUCGUUGGAACCAUUGCAAUGCCCCCGUUGCAGUCGACCAGUCACUGAUAAGCAUGGAAUCUGCAGCAAUUGCCAUGAGAAUGCAUAUCAGUGCCGGCAAUGCCGCAAUAUUAAUUAUGAGAAUUUGGAUUCUUUUCUAUGCAAUGAGUGUGGAUAUAGCAAGUAUGGCCGUUUUGAGUUUAACUUUAUGGCAAAGCCUAGUUUUACAUUUGAUAACAUGGAGAAUGAUGAUGAUAUGAAGAGGGGUUUGGCAGCCAUAGAAUCAGAAUCAGAAAAUGCUCAUAGGAGAUACCAGCAGCUUUUGGGCUUCAAAAAGCCCCUUCUUAAGAUUGUGUCAAGCAUUGGAGAAAACGAAAUGGAUUCACAGCAGAAGGACUCUGUCCAGCAAAUGAUGGUUUCUCUGCCAGGACCUUCUUGUAAGAUAAAUCGUAAGAUUGCUCUUCUUGGUGUCUUAUACGGUGAAAAGUGCAAAGCUGCUUUUGAUUCUGUCAGCAAAAGUGUGCAGACACUGCAGGGUCUUCGCCGGGUUUUGAUGAGUUAUUUGCACCAAAAACAUUCAAAUGAUGCAGCUGCGGCAUCCAGAUUUGUGAUUUCUAGGUCCCCAAAUAAUUGUUAUGGCUGUGCAACUACAUUUGUGACACAGUGUUUGGAGAUGUUGCAGGUGCUGUCGAAAUAUCCUAAUUCAAAGAAGCAACUUGUGGCAGCUGGUAUCUUAUCUGAACUUUUCGAAAAUAAUAUUCAUCAAGGUCCAAAAACAGCUCGUGUUCAGGCUAGAGCGGUACUUUGUGCUUUCUCUGAAGGCGAUGUAAAUGCAGUGACUGAGCUGAACAGUUUGAUACAGAAGAAAGUCAUGUACUGCCUUGAGCAUCACCGUUCUAUGGACAUUGCCCUUGCCACUCGUGAGGAGCUAUUAUUGCUUUCAGAAGUAUGUUCCUUGGCUGAUGAAUUUUGGGAAUCAAGAUUACGUGUUGUUUUCCAGCUGUUAUUUUCGUCUAUUAAACUGGGUGCCAAACACCCUGCAAUAGCAGAGCACAUUAUUCUCCCUUGUCUGAGAAUCAUAUCUCAGGCUUGCACUCCUCCAAAACCCGAUACAGUGGACAAAGAACAGGGUAUUGGGAAAACCGCUUCUUCAGCUCAGGUGAAGGAUGAAAACAACUCAAAUAUAUUUGGAUCAUUGAGUGGAGUGCUCAAUGGUAACAAGUCAGCACCAGAGCCUUUGGAAAAAAAUUGGGAUUCAUCUCAUAGGAAUCAGGAUAUUCAAUUAUUGAGCUAUGCAGAGUGGGAGAAGGGAGCAUCAUAUCUUGAUUUUGUUAGAAGGCAGUACAAGGUGUCUCAAACAGUAAAAGGGGCAGCACAGAGAUCUCGGCCCCAGAGACAUGAAUACCUGGCUCUCAAAUAUGCACUUAGGUGGAGGCGGCGUGCUUUUAAGAGUUCCAAGAGUGAUCUAUCCACAUUUGAGCUUGGUUCUUGGGUGACAGAACUUGUUUUGAGUGCUUGUUCGCAAUCUAUUAGGUCAGAGAUGUGCAUGCUGAUCAGUUUACUCUGUGCUCAGAGUUCGUCUAGGCAAUUUCGGUUGCUAAACUUACUGAUGGCUUUGCUGCCAUCAACUCUUGCUGCUGGUGAGAGUGCGGCAGAGUACUUUGAAUUGUUGUUUAAGAUGACAGAUUCAGAAGAUGCUCGCCUCUUCUUGACUGUACGGGGAUGUCUGACUACAAUUUGUAAACUGGUCACUGAAGAAAUUGGUAAUGUCGAAUCUCUAGAAAGGAGCAUGCAUAUCGACAUUUCACAGGGAUUCAUUCUUCACAAGCUUAUUGAACUCCUUGGCAAAUUUUUAGAGGUUCCCAAUAUCAGAUCCAGAUUUAUGCGGGAUAAUUUGCUGUCUGAUAUCCUUGAGGCUCUUAUUGUCAUUCGUGGCUUGAUAGUACAGAAGACGAAGUUGAUCAGUGACUGCAAUCGGCUUUUAAAUGAUCUUUUAGAUAGUCUUCUACUUGAGAGCAGUGAAAACAAACGGCAGUUCAUUCGAGCUUGUAUAUGUGGUUUACAAAUCCAUGGGGAGGAAAGAAAAGGACGAACUUGUUUGUUUAUCCUAGAGCAGCUUUGCAAUUUGAUUUGCCCAUCAAAACCAGAGUCUGUGUUCUUGUUGGUUCUUAACAAGGCGCACACGCAGGAAGAAUUUAUUAGGGGAUCAAUGACGAAGAAUCCAUAUUCCAGUUCUGAGAUUGGUCCUUUGAUGCGUGAUGUUAAAAAUAAAAUUUGCCAUCAAUUGGAUCUGCUAGGCCUUCUUGAAGAUGACUAUGGCAUGGAGUUGCUGGUAGCAGGGAAUAUAAUCUCUCUUGAUUUAAGCAUUGCACAAGUUUAUGAGCAAGUGUGGAAGAAGUCGAAUCAUCAGUCUUCAAAUGCAAUGGUUAAUUCCACUUUGUUGUCGUCAAGUGGCAUGGCAUCAACAAGAGACUGCCCACCUAUGACGGUGACUUAUAGGCUUCAGGGUUUAGAUGGUGAAGCUACUGAACCCAUGAUUAAAGAAUUGGAGGAAGAUAGGGAAGAAUCACAAGAUCCAGAGGUUGAGUUUGCAAUCGCAGGAGCAGUUCAAGAGUAUGGUGGGCUUGAAAUUCUAUUAGGCAUGAUCCAGAGACUGCGAGAUGAUUUCAAGUCCAACCAAGAACAGUUGGUUUCAGUUCUUAAUCUUCUUAUGCACUGCUGCAAGAUAAGAGAGAAUAGGCAGGCCCUGUUAAGGCUUGGAGCUUUAGGUCUUCUUCUUGAAACAGCAAGGCGUGCCUUUUCAGUGGAUGCCAUGGAGCCGGCAGAAGGCAUUCUUUUGAUUGUUGAGAGCCUGACCUUAGAAGCAAACGAGAGUGAUAAUAUUAGCAUCACUCACAGUGCACUUACAGUCACUAGUGAGGAAACAGGCACUGGAGAACAGGCCAAGAAAAUAGUUGUUAUGUUCCUGGAAAGAUUGUGCCAUCCUUCAGGCCUUAAAAAGUCCAAUAAACAGCAGCGGAACACUGAGAUGGUUGCAAGAAUUUUGCCAUAUUUGACUUAUGGUGAACCUGCUGCGAUGGAAGCACUCAUUCAACAUUUCAGCCCAUACUUGCAGGACUGGGGGGAAUUUGACCGAUUGCAGAAGCAACAUCAAGACAACCCAAAAGAUGAGAGUGUUGCUCAGAAAGCUGCUGAGCAGAGGUUUACUUUGGAAAAUUUUGUCUUAGUAUCUGAAUCACUAAAGACAAGUUCCUGUGGGGAACGGUUAAAGAACAUUAUCCUAGAGAAAGGCAUCAUUGAUGUUGCUGUGGGACAUCUAAGGGAAAGUUUUGCAGUGGCAGGGCAGGCUUGGUUCAAGUCAAGUGCAGAAUGGUCAUCAGGUUUGAAAUUGCCAUCUGUCCCACAUAUAUUAUCAAUACUAAGGGGAUUGUCAAUGGGGCACUUGGCUACACAAAAGUGUAUUGAUGAGGGAGGAAUCUUACCGUUGCUACAUGCUCUGGAAGGAGUCUCUGGAGAAAACGAGAUUGGUGCCAGAGCUGAAAACUUGUUAGAUACUCUAUCUAAUAAGGAGGGGAAUGGAGAUGGAUUCUUGGAGGAGAAGGUGCGGAAGUUGCGCCAUGCCACUAGAGAUGAGAUGCGGCGUAGAGCUUUGAGGAAGAGAGAGGAGUUACUUCAGGGACUUGGUAUGCGACAAGAACUGGCAGCAGAUGGUGGUGAAAGAAUUGUUGUUGCUCGCCCGGUCCUGGAAGGUUUGGACGAUGUAGAGGAAGAGGAAGGUGGGCUGGCUUGCAUGGUAUGCCGAGAGGGCUAUAGUUUGAGGCCUACUGACUUACUCGGGGUUUACUCUUAUAGCAAGCGGGUGAAUCUGGGUGUUGGCAGUUCAGGAAGUGCUCGUGGAGAGUGUGUUUACACCACUGUCAGUUACUUUAACAUUAUUCAUUUUCAGUGCCAUCAGGAGGCAAAACGGGCAGAUGCAGCUCUCAGGAAUCCUAAGAAAGAGUGGGAAGGUGCCACCCUCAGAAACAAUGAAUCUCUCUGCAAUUCGUUAUUCCCUGUAAGGGGCCCAUCGGUUGCACUAGUCCAGUACAUUCGCUAUGUAGAUCAGUAUUGGGACAACCUCAAUGCUCUUGGUCGUGCGGAUGGAAGUCGGCUCCGACUUUUGACUUACGAUAUUGUUCUGAUGUUGGCUCGAUUUGCAACUGGGGCCUCAUUCAGUGCAGAGAGUAGAGGUGGUGGAAGAGAAAGCAACUCCCGGUUUCUUACUUUUAUGAUCCAAAUGGCUCGUCACCUUCUUGAACAGGGAAGCUCAUCCCAGAUUCGAAACAUGGCCAAGGCCGUUUCUUCAUAUAUAACAUCAACUUCCUUGGAUUCUCGCCCUUUUGCUCUUGGAUCACAGCCUGCCCCAGGAACCGAAGAAACUGUCCAGUUUAUGAUGGUGAACUCUCUUCUGUCAGAGUCCUACGAGUCAUGGUUACAACACCGUCGUUCUUUCCUGCAAAGAGGAAUAUACCAUGCGUACAUGCAGCACACUCAUGGCCGGUCAACAGCUAAGGCAUCAUCCACUUCAGCUGGCAUGGUCAGAAUAGAGCCAGGAAGCAUCAGCGGAAGCCCCAUGCCGGAAACCGGUGCUGUUGAUGAGCUGCUAUCCAUUGUUCGACCCAUGCUUGUAUAUACAGGCUUGAUUGACCAGCUGCAGCGCUUCUUUAAAGUCAAAAAAUCACCUAACAUGCCAGCUGCUAAAACGGCAGGCACUUCCAAAGGACGAGAAGGAGAAGAUGAAAGUGGAAGUUUAGAAGGUUGGGAGGUGAUAAUGAAGGAGCGGCUGUUGAAUGUGAGAGACAUGGCUGGAUUCUCCAAGGAACUGAUAUCAUGGCUUGAUGAGAUGAAUUCCGCCACUGAUUUGCAGGAGGCAUUUGAUAUUAUCGGUGUUCUAGCUGAUGUCUUAUCUGGUGGAAUCACACGGUGUGAGGACUUUGUUCAUGCUGCGAUAAAUGCUGGGAAAAACUAAGACGUUAAGGCAAAGUCAGGACUCAGGAGCACGGUAUGUGUUCUAGUUCAUUGUGAGGAGGCUAGCCUCAGCAAUGAGGCGCUAUCAUGAAAUUUUGCUUUACAUGUACCAAAGUAAUUAAUAUUGUUGUGUUAUAUUAUGAUGAACAUGGGGGUUUCUAUCUCCCACUAUGCUAUAUGUAUCAUCAAUGUAAAUUGAACAUAUUUUUUGCCCCUUUAUGAAAUUAUUCGCCUCA